AAUUUGUUAGUCUAGUCGGCAAAGGCAAAUACGCUCUGAGCGGAAUGGUCGGAAACGUGCUGGCAUUAAGUAUGAACCUGGUCAACAGCGAGCGUUUACGCAUCUGAAGUUUUUUUUCGAGGUUUCAGUCUGUCUCGAUUUGAAGGAUCGAGCAGAAGUUCUGUGAAGUGAGGCUCAUGUUUCCUUACUAUCCUGUUGACGAAGGUGACGUAUUCGGAGGUGCGGAUACAAAUGCCCAAUAAGUCGCUUGAGCGAAAAGAAGUGGACAGACAAAAGAGAGUAUGUGCACAUAUCUUUUUCUGUUUUUAUAAUUUUUGUUUUCACUUAAUCAGUGGUCAGAAUGCCUUCAUUUCUUUUUCGUUCGUAUCGUUAUAUAAUUUUUUUCCCAUUUCUUCACGCACAUCACAUGCCAUGUUUUACAUUACGAAGUUGAAAUUCACAUGCGAAGGUACU
Cylicocyclus nassatus is the source of this 453-nucleotide messenger RNA. The record is from the annotation of a GenBank genome assembly. Lineage: Eukaryota; Metazoa; Nematoda; Chromadorea; Rhabditida; Strongylidae.